This is a messenger RNA of Emiliania huxleyi CCMP1516, 303 nucleotides long. RefSeq lists its product as hypothetical. The coding region runs from base 1 to 303 and encodes 100 amino acids. The transcript has 3 exons. The record is from RefSeq and is a predicted model, not a curated record. NCBI's taxonomy places the organism in Eukaryota, Haptophyta, Isochrysidales, Noelaerhabdaceae. Gene Ontology annotation, molecular function: protein binding.
AUGUCGGCCGAGCUGCUCCGGGGCUGGCUCAACGACGAUGUGGGGCUGAGCCGGCAGGUGGGCAGCUUCGAGGACGACCUCGCCAACGGCUACCUUAUUGGCGAGCUCCUCCACAGACACGCCGUCAUGACUGACUCUGCGUUCGGAGGCUUCAAGGACCAGCAGGCAGGGGCGGCAAUCGCAAAGAUCCAAAACUUCAGGCAGGUGCAGCAGGCGCUGGUCGACCUGGGUGUGACAUUCGACUCGCGCCUCGCCAACGCGGAGGGGCUGUUCCCGGGCAUUCACACUAUGUUCCUGAGAUAA